Ostrea edulis (European flat oyster) is the source of this 2701-nucleotide messenger RNA. RefSeq lists its product as uncharacterized. The transcript has 3 exons. The record is from RefSeq and is a predicted model, not a curated record. The coding region runs from base 252 to 2453 and encodes 733 amino acids. Lineage: Eukaryota; Metazoa; Mollusca; Bivalvia; Ostreida; Ostreidae.
UUUUGUUCCAGCUGAACGACUUGUAAAACGUUUGACAGUUUGAUUACUGAAUGAUAGCGAGACAUUGAUAAAACAUCAUGACUCAAAACUACGAAGUAUUGCAGGUCUCGUGUAGAGAAUCCGAAGCACUGUUUGCUAUUUUUAGAUCGAUAUGUGCAUAUGUAUAACACCAAAGACACCGUUGACAGCAGUCAAAGCGAAACUAGAACUUGUGUAGGAAAACCGAGCUGGUAAAUUUAGAACACGAAGCAAUGGAGGUAAUUUAUUUGAGACAGAGCAAGUUUUCAGAUGAAGAUCUAAGAAAAAUUUCACCAAUAUUAUCGAAGUCCAUGUUUUUCACCAUGGCAAGCAGCUGCAAAACGGAAGCUCAAAAGAAGUCCAUGUUGAUGCUUGAGUUCUUGUAUCUUUCAAGACAUAAACAGACGGUGCGGAGGUAUUUUGGAGGAAGUGCUGCAGAGGGAACAGCGAUAAAAACAAGCGAUGUCGAUAAAAUGAUCGUGGGACCGAACAUUUAUGUAUGUUCUGAACAAGCAGAUGGAGAGCAGGUUAAAGGUCAUGUUUUUCUAAUGGACGCAAGUGACUCCUCCCCGGGUCACACGAAACUUGUUCUUUUGAAGACAGAUCCAAACAUUCCAACAGUAUUUGACCAGGGCAACACGCUGUAUGAUAUGCUGGAAGAGACUCAAGAUGGCAGACGUCUACUCUCCAGUGAAAAGGUGGUUACGUUUUGGAUGGAUUUUAUGAGGAAGAGACAAACGUCGACUGGGCCACCGGAAACAUUUAGACAUGGACCAUGUGCAACAACUGUGACCACAGAUCCUCAAGGUUACAUCAAAAAUGAAAUCGGGGGAGUGAUAGAGCAGGAUUUUGCCCAUGGUCUUCUGUUUUGUAGUCCGCCUUCUAUGGGAAAGGAUUGGCUGAGGAAUCGAGUCAAUUUCAGUUGGCCGUCACAGAAAAUUGUACAAAAGAUAAUGUCUUUGAAAUGUCAUGUCGUUGCCGUUGGGGAUAAAAUGUCCCAACAUUCCUCUUUAGAAUGGAGGAUUUCAUAUUUAUUAUGGGAACGUGAACUCGUUUGGAGUUUUAACGACAUACAGCUUCAAUGUUAUGUUUUGUUGAAGGCCCUGUUGAAAAAAUACAUAGAUCCCGUGGCUCCCGAUGAGUUGAGUUCAUACCACAUGAAAACAAUCGUGUUUUGGGAAUCUGAAGAUACUGAAGAAAAUUGUUGGGGACAAGAAUUCUUAAUCCCCUUCCUACGAAAUUGUUUGUGGCGCCUAAGUGAGUGCGUUCUAAACCGUUCUCUUAAACAUUUCAUAGAACGGGAUAAAAAUCUACUUCUGGGGAAAAUGUGUGAGAUCGAAAUUAAAGAAAGUGUUCUUAAAGUGAUUAAAGACAUAAUUCCGGAUAUUAUUACUUACUCUUUGAAAUGUAUUGACGGCAUUGAUUUGACAACUACUUGGCAAAAGAGUGACCACAAUAUUGAGACUUUCCUGAGAAAAUGUCUGGCUUGUCAUAACUCCCGAAUAACAUUUGAUUUUAAUGAUUCCAAGCUGCCAGUGAAGGUAUAUCAUUACGAGAGAGCCUAUGCUAUUGGGGUUAACGCUGAAACAGUUUUAGCCGAUUUUAGUACUCUUGCCCAGUACCACGUGUCAUUGGAGGAAUGUGACAGAGAUAUUGAGGUAGACGACAAAUUCAAACGAUCUGUUAAAAUGUUUAUUCACAUGCGAUCCGCGAUGAUCUUAGCAAGACAGUUACUGUCAUCUAAGAACAAUGCAGCUGCGAGUGAAACAAUUCAAAAGCUCAUGAAUUUCAUGGAGGAAAAUUCAGCGCUCGAUGUUAUAUCCGGUAAAUUGUAUGUGGUUACAUGUUUACUCGCUUUUGACAAACGAGAGGAAGCAUCAAGAGAGCUCCAAAAUAUUGCCUCUUCCAUUAGAAAUGCUAGUGUAUUAAUAUACACAGGUAUGUGCUCAAGUUGCGAAAUAAUGCGACCUUCUGGGGAGACCUUGAUACAGGAAAAAAGAAUCCCUCCAUGUUCCAGCUCCCAGAUGGAGUUCUUGUCGGUCGCACAUGAUGCGAUCUUUGCACAAGAGGAUUGUCCAGUCCUGCCUGACGCGUUGAAGUACGAGUGCAUGGUGGACAGAGCUUUCUUGCUUCACCCAGCAGUGUAUUUCUUUUAUCUUAGAUGUUUGUGUCGCAAAACGCAGGAAAAGAUGGAAGAUAUUGCACGUUUGCAUGCUGUAGUUAACGAUUGCAACGGAACUUUACACAGCUACAGGAGUUUUAACAUUUUAGGGCAUUGUUACUUUGAAAAUGGGAAUUUCCAGUCGGCCUUUGAUUGUUAUGCGACAUCCUUUUCGCAAACUGUACAGAGUGGCAGACCAAAUGUUGCCAUCUAUAUGUUGCUUGUUAUUCUGCUCAAUAUCUUCCAAACACAAGGAAGCGAAAACUUGCGAUAGUUUUGAUAUAUACCAUGACGAAUUAAUCAAAAUGGUUCAUUUACAAACUGUUGUAAAUAAAUAGCCCCUGUAGCUUGACAAAUUACAGAAACCUUGCUUUAUGUCUUUUAUUACAUGUAUGGAGACUUAUUAACUUUAGAUGAUAAUUAUUGUAUUUUCCUCUCACUUAAUCGAAUCACAUUAAUCACAUUGUAUUUACUAUAUAUUAUUUGUAAGGUGGACAAUCAGAGAGAGAGAGAGAGAGAGAG